AUGUUUCCUCGCUGCUCUUUUGUUAUAUCUAAACACUGCGCUAUCGUCUGUCUUCGCAAAGACUUAGAACUUACGGACACAGCCAUCUCUCUCGAUGAACGCUGCGUUACCGCCUCUGUUACGGAUGCCCACCACACCAUCUGCAAAGUGGCCAAUGUAUACAUCCCAGUGCAGAAGGCAGAUCGCCACGCUUUCCUUCCGGUGCUGAUGUCUAUGCCCUGUUGGUCGGAUAUACUGGACUCCCAAUGGAUUCUGCUUGGAGAUUUCAAUAUCCAUUUACAUAACCCGGUCGAAGCUCGAAGCCCUAGGAUCAAACCUUUUGUGGAAUGGCUGAAUACCCACUUCCUCAAUUGUUUUCCGAAAGGUACAAUGACGCUCCCUCGAACCGGUACCACCAUUGAUUAUGUUUUUUGUCCUCCCCAUAUGGCUACUCGUAUGGUCAAUGCUCAGACGCAUCACAUCCCUCAACCGUGGACAGAUCACAGUCUUCUCACUGCUGAUUUGAUCACAUCUGGUGUGAAGUUGGGCCCUGGCAGCUGGCGGUUUAACCCAUACUUGUUAGAAAACAUUGAAUUCCAAGCUCUCUUGGAUAAAACCAUAGAACUCUUUCUGGCUUCGGAUUACUGUGAUGGGGUUGCGGCUGAUGCUAGUGUAUCGGGGGAUGGCCCUGAGGGUAUGGGUCUACGGCCCGUCCAAGAGAAAUGGGAGUCUCUCAAGGCGGUGAUCAAGUACUGUGCUCAGCAGUUCACAAAAGGCCAAAAGGCUCGCUACAAAGCUCGCGUCUCCCACUUUCAACGUGAACGGGAACAGCUGCUUGGUGACGAGGAGGAGUCGGCUAGGAUCAAGACACUGGAACAACUUAUUGAGCAAAAGAUUCAAGAGGAUACUCGUCAAGCUAUGCUGCGUUCGGCCACUCGUUGGCUUGAGAUGGGGGAGCAGAACAACAAGUAUUUCUUUCGUGUGAUUAAGGAUCGUGAAGCCCAACAAACCAUCCAAUCCUUGAAAAAGGCCGGCACUGGUGAGAAAUUGACUGACAUGAGUGAAAUUCUUCAAGAAGCUCGAUCUUUCUAUCAGGUUCUCUACACUCCUGAUGACAUUGAUCUGGCUGCUGUGAACUCUCUUUUUGCAAAUAUCCCUGACGAUGCGAAGCUUCAAGAGGCGGAGGCGGAAAGGCUCAUGGAACCACCUUCUACAGACUCUGUCUUGCUGUUGCUUGACCAUGCACCCAAGAACAAGUCUCCCGGUUUAGAUGGCCUUCCAUUUGAGGUUUAUUCCUACUUGGCUGCGAAAUUUCCGCCGAUUCUGCUUCUCUUGCAACAAGUGUUGACGGAUGCUCUGAAUGGCGUUUUUCCUGAAUCGUGGAAGCAAACGCGGAUGGUGCUCCUGUUCAAAAAGGGUGACCCAGAAUUGCUCAAAAACUGGCGUCCUCUUUCCCUGAUUAACAGUGAUGCUAAGAUAUUUACCAAGCUGCUAGCUAACCGGUUCAAGCGUGUUCUGUCUAAGCUCGUCACUCCAUAUCAAACGGGCUUUAUGCCUCACCGUUUGAUAUCGGAUAACGCCUGGCUCAACCAAACGCUGAUGACCAACCUCCGUGCGGCUGCUCCUGAUGAUCCCAAUGUUUCAGUGCUUUUGGACCAGGAAAAAGCAUAUGACCGUGUCAAUCCUACAUAUCUGCGGAUGGUGCUACAUCAGUUUGGAUUUCCAGCCUCUUUGGUAGAAAGCGUGUCAAGUUUGUUCUUUGGAACUCACAUCUCACUGUCCAUCAAUGGCUGGUUGGGAGCUCCUAUCCAACAACAACGUGGCCUACGACAGGGAGAUCCUCUCUCGCCAUUGCUUUUCAAUCUCGCUUUUGAGCCUUUCCUUCGGACCAUUCUGGCUUGUUCAGAGUUACGCGGUGUGGCUAUGUCUACCAAUACUCGCUCCCCUCUUGCAGGUCGUACCUCGAAUGCUUCGUCUCAAAUACCUCCACAUGGCAACCAUGAUCUCUUACGUGCUCCAGAGAGCCCUCCACGGAUCAAACUACUCAGUUAUGCUGAUGAUCUAGAAGUCUUUCUGACGUCCACGGCGGAAUGGCCAGUGCUUUUGUCUCUCUUGUCUCUUUAUGGCAAAGCGUCCAAUGCCAAGGUCAAUCUGAAUAAAACAAUUUUGGUGUCGCUGUCUGGCAAGCGUCAUGAAUCGUGGACACAUUUGGCGGAAACGUCCAAUAUAGAGUGGUACGAUGAAUCUUCGAUUGGCUCCGUGAGAUACCUCGGCUAUCCUCUGUAUCACACCAAGGAACAGUUGGCUCAUUUUCUGGAUUCAGUAACGGUGAACCUACAGCGUCAGUGCAAUUUGCUCAAGAAACGGCAGCUAUCCAUACGUGGUAAGGGUUUAGUGGCAAAUUCCCUUCUUUUGUCUCGUAUGUGGCAUCUUCUUCGUGUGGUUGUGGUGCCAGCUGAGUGGCUUCAGGAGGUCAAGCGCAUUGUACGAACGUACAUCGUCUCGUUUUGGCCGGUGGUGUCAUGGGAUUCCCUUUGCCUUCCUCGCAAACAUGGAGGUCUAGGAUUAGUCGACAUUGAGAAUCAGCAUCUCGCUCUGCAUCUCAUAUAUGUCAAACGUUUACUUCUUCCUCGUGCUCAGACUGAUUUUCUCUCUCCUUGGCUGCUGUAUACCUUUCAUGUAUACUCGGGUCACGCUACUGCUCUUCCUUUGCUGAUGUAUCCUCGUACUUACAUGCCUCGUUUGCGAAAAUGCCCUCAUCUAGCACAUCUCGCUCGUUUGAUCUCUCGGUUGCCCACUCUGACUCCCUAUACUCAGUGGCCGUCUUGGUGGUUCCUCGAUCUACCUUGGUCAAGUGUCUGCUCCCUUUCACCAACAGAGACCUUGUCUAGGGCUAGUGACAAACUCCCACCACAUGCGUUGAUUGCCAACCUCUUGAGUGUGCUUCCAGAUACUAACAUCUUGGCAUGUGUACGUCCUCUUGAUGCCAUCUCCUUGCAACAUCUGUUCAAUGCUCUGUGCCCCUUUGUAGGUCCUUCUGUGUGGAUCAUUCCUGCUCCUCUUAGAUCGGUUAUGGCCUUCACUGACCAAGAACGCACCGCCAUGUUGGAGAGCCAGCCUACCCCCUCUCCACCCACUGCUAGCUUUUCGCAUUGGUAUAUCACCACCGGCCCUAGAUCAAAAGCUACAAUGGCCCAGAUCAAGCUCGGUGCAUUACGCCGUUAUUGGCACCCAUCAUUUGAUUUGCUUCGUGGCCCAGCCCACCCUCCUCGGUAUCGCCCAACUCAUCUUUUGAUUCCUCCUCGCCUCUGGCGUGAUUUUUGGUCCCUCUGUCUUCCUGCCAAGGCAUUCACACCCUGGUGGCGUUUGCUCCAUGGCCAUCUCUCUGUGCAGGCUCGCCUACAUAUCAUCAACCGUGCCAGGCAUCCCUCCCCACUCUGUAAGUUGUGUACUGAAGCGCCUGAAGAUGAAUACCAUCUGGUCGUCGGCUGUGACAUGAAAUCCCUCUUCUGGUUUGAGGUCAUCUCCCACCUCGGUCUUUCCGAUCUGUUCCCUACGGACAAUGCCAUCUGGAUUGGUCUCUCUACCCUUCACGACCAGGAAAAAAAUCCUCUGGAUAUUUCCAUCUUGGAACUUCUUGGAGCUGCUUUCUCUUCUCUAUGGCAGCAUCAUUGGAGCUGUUCUCUUGAUGGUAAAUCAUGGCGUACUCAGAUAGUUUUCUCCUCUUUUCUCGCCGAUCACUCCAAAUUGAUUUCUUCUUUCUUAGACGACAUGUAA
Mucor velutinosus is the source of this 3756-nucleotide messenger RNA. RefSeq lists its product as uncharacterized. The coding region runs from base 1 to 3756 and encodes 1251 amino acids. The record is from RefSeq and is a predicted model, not a curated record. The transcript has a single exon. NCBI's taxonomy places the organism in Eukaryota, Fungi, Mucoromycota, Mucoromycetes, Mucorales, Mucoraceae.